Messenger RNA from Biomphalaria glabrata, 1041 nucleotides. RefSeq lists its product as uncharacterized. The record is from RefSeq and is a predicted model, not a curated record. The transcript has a single exon. The coding region runs from base 1 to 1041 and encodes 346 amino acids. Gene Ontology annotation, molecular function: G protein-coupled peptide receptor activity. Gene Ontology annotation, cellular component: membrane. NCBI's taxonomy places the organism in Eukaryota, Metazoa, Mollusca, Gastropoda, Planorbidae.
AUGUCUACUGCUAAUACAUUCAUCACUGAUGGAGAAUUAAGGACGAAUCCAACAAUUGAUCCCCUUAUACUAGAUCUGGUGAUUCUUGUAGUUGGCUGUGUCUUUACAGUGUUUGUCUGUCUGUUUGGUGUUGCGGCUAAUAUCGUGAACAUACCGCUGUUUCGAAAGCUGGGCUACCAAGAUGGUGUUAAUGUUACUCUGACUGCCCUGGCCAUUAGCGACCUGGGCAGUCUGAUAUUUGAACUUGUGUACUCUAUCAUGAUGACCCCUUACAUCCUGGAGAUUGAUUUGUUCGUUUCUAAAGUGGUUAUUGGCUUUAUAAGUGGAUUUAUGUUCGAAUACUUCAGUAGGGUCAGUGGCGUGAUAACUGCUUACGCCGCUUUGGAGAGGUGCCUUUGCGUGACAUGGCCUUUGAAGGUCAAAACCCUAAUUACGAACAAGGUUUCCUUUGGGGUCAACUGGAGCAUAUUUAUAUUACAUUCUCUGUACCUGUUUCCCCAGUUUUAUACCUCAUAUUUUGACUGGACUUAUGUCCCAGAACGAAACAAAACAGUGUACGUUAUUUACUUCAAUAGCAGAAGAGCGGAAGUGUUUCCUGUAACCUAUUACGUCACAGACAUGAUUCUUCCUUACAGCACCUACAUUGUUCUCAUCACAUGCUGCACGACUCUCUUCUUGAAGCUCAAGUCCAAGGCCAUGUGGAGGCAGCAAGUUUCAAGCUCGGCAAUUUCUCACAUCACUUCCAAGGAGCGAAAGUCUGCAAGGAUGUUCAUGACCGUCUCCUUCAUGGCAGUGGUGCUUCUCCUGCCACAGUCCCUGAUGUUUACUGCAACGGUCUUCAUAAAGGCCCUUGCACUGAACGGCUCCCACAGCGAUCUAAGACGUGUAUUCAGUACUUGUACCAACUUUCUGAAGAUAAGCAACUCUAGUUUCACUAUAUUCAUCUACUAUAACAUGAGUUCCAAGUACAGACUUGAGUUUCAGAAACUCUUGGUGAAAUUUAAAACUAACUUACAGUUGAAAAGGGGAAAUGACAAUUAA